AUGCAGAGGAGAGUACCACAGAUCCGUCCUGAUGUUACAAGAGAAAGUAAUAAAGUUUCUCUAACUGUAUCAAGUGUCCCUCAGCCUGUCCUCACAGUGUCUCCAUCAUGGCCGAGUCCUGGAGACUCAGUGACUCUGACCUGCAGAGUUGAACCUCAGUCUGCAGGAUGGAGGUUCUUCUGGUAUAAGACUGUUCCAGAUCUGUCAACCACCAACUCAUACACCUCUGAGCUUCUACCUGGUAGCACCACGGGGACUGAACAGGGUUCCUACAUUCUUCCAGCAGCGUCUCUCACAGUGAGUCCUCACAGACUGCAGCACUUCAGCAGAGAGUCACUGUCACUGAGCUGUGAGGGAACCUCUACUAAGUGGAGAGUGAAGAAGGCUGAUGAAUAUGGUGACGUGUCAUUCUGUUCUAACUGGGGUAAAAUGACUGGAUCCACAUGCAACAUCAACACUAGAGCGAGUAGUGGAGUGUACUGGUGUGAGUCUGAAACACAGUACAGCAAUGCAGCCAACAUCACUAUACACAGAGGUGAUGUCAUCCUGGUGAGUCCUUUCCGUCCUGUGACUGAGGGACAUUCGGUCACUCUUGGCUGCAAGUUGAGGACAGAAAACCUUCUUUAUGAUGUGGAUUUCUAUAAAAAUGACAAACUCGUCCCAAAUGCUGUCAGAGGGGAGUUGCUUAUCUCUGCAGUUACUAAGUCUGAUGAAGGCUUUUAUAAAUGUAGAGGAUGGAAAUCACCUCGAGGUUUGGAGACUUUGACCUCAGCAGAGAGCUGGUUGUCAGUGAAAUGUGAGUAUGAGUUUAGUAACAUGUGUUACAGUCUGAGUUAG
Pungitius pungitius (ninespine stickleback) is the source of this 837-nucleotide messenger RNA. RefSeq names its product high affinity immunoglobulin gamma Fc receptor I-like. The transcript has 5 exons. Gene Ontology annotation, cellular component: plasma membrane. Gene Ontology annotation, biological process: cell surface receptor signaling pathway. Lineage: Eukaryota; Metazoa; Chordata; Actinopteri; Perciformes; Gasterosteidae. Gene Ontology annotation, molecular function: transmembrane signaling receptor activity. The record is from RefSeq and is a predicted model, not a curated record. Bases 1 to 837 code for a protein of 278 amino acids.